Messenger RNA from Helianthus annuus (common sunflower), 1257 nucleotides. RefSeq lists its product as uncharacterized. Bases 290 to 1015 code for a protein of 241 amino acids. The transcript has 4 exons. NCBI's taxonomy places the organism in Eukaryota, Viridiplantae, Streptophyta, Magnoliopsida, Asterales, Asteraceae. Gene Ontology annotation, molecular function: zinc ion binding. The record is from RefSeq and is a predicted model, not a curated record.
UGCACCCUACUACCACACCUACACUCCCCCACCACCUUCACCUUCAAGGUUCCUUCUUACACCAUCACCGCCCUUUCUCUCUCUCUCCUCUCUCUCUAACCCUCCCCGCCGCCGCCGUCACCGUUUAAUGUCUCCGGCGGCGAUGGCAGCACACCACCACACUCCAUCAUCUCAAUAAAAAGUUCAAAAAUCCCACACCAUAUAUUCAAUAUAUAUUUCAAACCAACUUUCUUAAAGAAAAUAAAGAAAAAUUGUGUUUUUAUUGUUCAAGAAUUAACAAGCAAUUGCAAUGGAAUCAUCAUCUUCUGCUUCAACAAGAUUACCCACGUGGCUUGAAUCUUUACUCUCGGAAACAUUCUUCAAUGCUUGCAUGGUUCAUGAAGAUGUUAAAAAGAAUGAGAAAAACAUAUUUUGUCUUGAUUGUUGUCAAGCUAUUUGUCAUCAUUGUCUUGAUGUUCAUAACUCUCAUAGGCUUCUACAGAUAAGAAGAUAUGUGUAUCAUGAUGUUAUAAGGGUUGGUGAUGCAGAAAAGUUAAUGGAUUGUUCUUAUGUUCAAGCUUACACUACAAAUAGUGCAAAAGUUGUGUUCUUGAAUCCAAGGCCACAAACAAGAGCUUGUAGAAAUUUAAGUAACAAUUGCAUAAGUUGUGAAAGAGGCCUCCAAGAUCCAUAUCUCUUCUGCUCUAUUUCUUGCAAGAUUAAUCAGAUCAUGAGGAACAACGGCAUGAUGUCAGAAUACCUGCACGAAUGCGAAAUUCUAACGCUACCGGAACCGGGUUCCGACGACUGGUUUAUCUCACCAGACCCAGUUUUAGAACCGGUUCUUUCCUCAAGAGCUUCAUCCGGUUCAACCGCUAGUUGCGUUGACGUUGACCGUUUGACCAUUGCCUGCACCGCCACUACAGAAAUAGUACGGAAAAAAAGAACUUCAAAGUUUGAGAUUCCGGCGAAUAAUCCGGUAGAAACAGCCGUUAACCGGCGGAAGGGGUUGCCGAGACGGUCGCCGUUAAAUUGACGGUUCCGUACGGUUGACAGCUAAAAGAGUACGAGUUGACAGAAGGGUGUCUAAAGGGCGGUGAGGUGUGAUUGAUAUUUUGAAUUUUUUUUUUUGUUAUUAUUUUUUUUCUUUUUUACAGAUAGGUGGUUUUAGAAUGAUGGAUGAUACGCAUGAGCACCUCACAGUUUUGUUUAUUACCCAUGCACCCUUUUGUUUUGUUUAACUUUUGUUGUUUUAAUAUUCAGAAUGGAUCCUCGAUA